Anthonomus grandis grandis is the source of this 381-nucleotide messenger RNA. RefSeq names its product H/ACA ribonucleoprotein complex subunit 3. Gene Ontology annotation, biological process: snRNA pseudouridine synthesis; positive regulation of telomerase RNA localization to Cajal body; ribosome biogenesis. Gene Ontology annotation, molecular function: box H/ACA snoRNA binding; telomerase RNA binding. The transcript has 3 exons. Lineage: Eukaryota; Metazoa; Arthropoda; Insecta; Coleoptera; Curculionidae. Bases 114 to 308 code for a protein of 64 amino acids. Gene Ontology annotation, cellular component: box H/ACA snoRNP complex; box H/ACA telomerase RNP complex. The record is from RefSeq and is a predicted model, not a curated record.
UAUAAGAAUACCUGACACCUGUCAAUGUCAAGAAAAGUUAACCUAACCUAAAAUUCAUGUUGUGGUUCGCCUUUUGAUUUGUUGAAUUUAUUUUUAAAUAAAGAUAAUAAAAAAUGUACCUUAUGUAUUAUUUGGACGAAAGUGGCAAGAGGAUCUACACCCUAAAAAAAAUUGAUCCCUAUGGAAAGCCCACACAAUCAGCACAUCCAGCACGUUUCUCACCAGAAGAUCAAUACUCGAGACAGAGGAUCAUCAUAAAGAGUCGCUUUGGCAUCCUAAAGACUCAAACGCCAUCUCCCGUCUACUAGGAAUCUUGGUUUUAAGUUAAAAUAAGACACAUAAUGUAAGAUUACAUAAAAUAUAUUUCUGAGUAAAACUUUA